AAUACUUUAUUAGCCUUCACCUCUAAUCCAUAUUUCUUCCUAUUCUCACGCUACCAGCUCAGCUCGUCUGCAAUCUCUCUCUGUUUUCCGCCGCUCGUCGCCCCCUCCGGCCCUCGAAAUCUCUACAGCAACAGCCUGCGCCGUGCUCCGCCUCACUGUGCUGCCUAUCAGUUUUCGUCGUCCUGCUUCCUCCGGCCUCGGCCCAUCCGUCUGGCGACUCUUUAGCAGCUCUGCCGACACCUCCCCAACCCAACACCUAAUAGCAGGAUGCUAAGUUUGAGGCAUUCUCUUGUAACUAUCAAUAUAGGAUUGCAGACAGUUGUAUUUGGGAAUAAUCGGUAUCGAUGUCCGGUGGAAUGUGCUGCUAAAGGUCCUCGACCAAGGUACCCUCGCGUAUGGAAAACCAAAAAACGGAUAGGGACCAUUUCAAAGUCCCGAAAGUUUGUCGAAUGUAUAAAGGGAUUAUCAAAUGUCAAAGAGGAAGUAUAUGGGGCUCUUGAUUCCUUCAUUGCUUGGGAACUAGAAUUUCCCUUGAUUACUGUGAAGAAAGCUUUAAAAAGUCUUGAAAAUGAGAAGCAGUGGAAGAGGAUAAUUCAGGUGACGAAAUGGAUGCUAAGCAAAGGACAAGGAAGAACUAUGGGAAGCUAUUACACUUUGCUAAAUGCUUUGGCCGAGGAUGGAAGGAUUGAGGAGGCUGAAGAACUAUGGCAAACAUUGUUUACUCAGAACAUAGAAAGUAUGCCGCGCAUGUUCUUUGAGAGGAUGAUUUCUAUCUACUAUCAGAGAGAAAUGCAUGGGAAGAUGUUUGAGAUAUUUGCUGACAUGGAAGAGCUCGGUAUCAGGCCAAACGUGCCAAUUGUGACAAUGGUGGGGGAAGUUUUCAAGAAACUCGACAUGCUGGACAAAUACGAAAAAUUGAACAGGAAGUAUCCUCCACCAAAGUGGGAAUACCGAUAUAUUAAAGGUAAGCGUGUGAAGAUAAGAAGCAAAUUUGCCGACAACAAUGAGGCAAAUAGUUGUGACAUAGAAGCUAGUAGUGAUGCGGUUGAGCUGCAUGAGAUUGCAGAGGUUUGUAGUGAUAACUGUGAUGAUGAAAAUAACUUGUAUCUGCCUGAAACCCUUACAGAUUGAUAAUUGUAUUUUAUUGACGACGAGUUUUGAUAAACUCGCACCAUCUUUUCUUUGUGAACAAAUGAUAGAUUAUGCUUCAAUCUUA
Messenger RNA from Salvia miltiorrhiza (redroot sage), 1216 nucleotides. Its product is annotated as pentatricopeptide repeat-containing protein At4g21190-like. The coding region runs from base 268 to 1131 and encodes 287 amino acids. The record is from RefSeq and is a predicted model, not a curated record. Lineage: Eukaryota; Viridiplantae; Streptophyta; Magnoliopsida; Lamiales; Lamiaceae. The transcript has 6 exons. Gene Ontology annotation, molecular function: protein binding.